AUGGCCGAAUAUCCAUCUGUUGAGCGUCUCACCCCGCUGGACUCGCUGAUGCCAAACACAUAUAUCAGAGCCCUGUUCACCUUCGCCACCACCGAGUCCCCUGCAAGGGUCUCUGCGAGGCUGCAACACGGCCUUGAUCAUCUUGUUCAGCAGCUCCCAUGGAUAUCCGGUCGUAUUGUCCCCAGAGACCCAACAAAAGGCAACGUCUCCGAAAUCCACUUUGAUUCAAACAUCGUUCCGCAAUUAGUCGACAAAGGGUUGAUAACCCUAGAGUACAAAGAAUUGUGUCAGCUUGGAAUGCCACCCGAUGCCAUUCCAGACGCGGUCGAUGCGGAUGGGUUUGCUGCUCUGGUCCGUCGCUGGGUUCAGUCCUGCAAGCCUUCUGAUACACACCCAAUGGCCCUUCAAGGCAGAAAUGCGCAGCUUCUCAAUGCACUCUCUGGUGAUCUGGCUGCGAUAUUGCCUGUCUCGCGCGAUGACCUACUAGCCCGACACCCGGAAUACUCCAGUAUCCCUUCAUCCUUCCCAACCGAGUUUCCAUCGUGCACGUCCAAAGUGUUCACAAUCCCCAUGGUCAACGUCAAUGCCAUCAAAGCGCAUCUGCCCGCUUCCCCCUCCACUAACACCGUCCUCUGCGCCCUUCUGUGGACGGCAAUCACUCGAGCCCGGCACUCACGCAAUCCUCUCAUCCAAACAUCCAGCCGGCUAGCCAUGGCCGUGAACGGCCGACGACGCAUCAGCACAUCCUUCUCCACCCCCGAAGAUCCAUACAUGGGAAAUGUCAUUCUAUACUCACUGGCCAACCUCCCCGUCCACACCCUCGUCCAUCAAUCCCAAUCCCCGGAAAUAUACAAUGCCAUCGCGCAGUUCGCCGCGUCGUCUCGGAUCAACGCCCGCCAUAUCGCCGAGGUGUACCGUCUAGCCGACUGCUCUGAUCAUCUCCAUGUUGGCUGGGACUUGUUCAGCUCGUGUAAUCUUACCAUUACCAGUUGGGCGGAUCUGGGUCUGUACGAGAUGGACUUUGGUGGCUCUCUUGGGCGACCGACUUGCAUCAGAGUGCCAUAUACCGAGGCAGAUGGUGUUGGGCUUAUCCUGCCUGCGAAGAAUUCGGAUGACACGGUGGAGGUGAUGGUUAUGUUGCGCCGGGAUGAUAUGAAUUUACUGGAGAAGGACAGACUGUGGAAGUCUGUUGUGGCUGUUUCCUGAAUAAUAUUGUUUAUUGUACCUAUUCUUCUGUACUUCUGUAUAUGGUCUGGUCUAUAGGGCUCAUAUCACAUCAGCC
Molecule: messenger RNA, 1282 nt
Organism: Aspergillus wentii DTO 134E9
Lineage: Eukaryota; Fungi; Ascomycota; Eurotiomycetes; Eurotiales; Aspergillaceae
Exons: 2
Coding region: 1-1206 (401 amino acids)
Source: RefSeq, a predicted model, not a curated record